AUGGGGCUGUUUGUGCCGCGGGGGGAGCAAGACUACCGAGACACCGAGUCCCUAACUGGACAGACCCUUCACUUAGCAACACCCCGAAACCUUUUGGCACUCAGACACUUUGUGAAAGAGACGGGCACCUCCAAAAGGUGGUAUCAGUGUAACGCCCGGUCUGCGCCUAAUCUCGUUUGUUCUGUUUCUGUCACAGGCGGUCCGGGGGAUGCCGUGCGUCUCAGCUGCGCCUGCGCUGUGGGGCUGCUGAGCCCCCUGAACGCCCCGGCUCGCGGCUGCGCCCCUGCCCACGCCGUGUACCUGGCCUUCAGAGCCCAGGGCUGCUGGACCGUGGGGCCCGAGCGCGGCUGCUCGGGGGCCCGAGCGCCGUGGGCCCCCGCCCCCACCAGCCUGGUGGUCCCGGGGCCGCGGUUCCUCCCCACGCGCUGCUGGCACUCGUCGCCCCCGCUGUGCGAUGACUCCGUGGUGGAGAAGUCCCUCAAGUCCCUGAAGGACAAGAACAAGAAGCUGGAGGAGGGCGGCCCCGUGUACAGCCCCCCGCUGGAGGCGGCCGUGAAGAAGUCCCUGGGCCAGAGGGUCCUGGACGAGCUGAGGCACUACUACCACGGCUUCCGCCUGCUCUGGAUUGACACCAAGAUCGCGGCGCGCAUGCUCUGGCGGGUCCUCCACGGCCACAGCCUGACCCGCAGGGAGCGCAGGCAGUUUCUCCGGAUAUGCGCUGACCUCUUUCGCCUGGUGCCCUUCCUGGUCUUUGUGGUCGUGCCCUUCAUGGAGUUCCUGCUUCCUGUCGCCGUGAAACUCUUCCCCAACAUGCUGCCGUCCACGUUCGAGACCCAGUCCAUCAAGGAGGAGAGGCUGAAGAAGGAGCUGCGGGUCAAGCUGGAGCUGGCCAAGUUCCUCCAGGACACCAUCGAGGAGAUGGCCCUGAAGAACAAGGCAGCCAAGGGCAAUGCCACCAAAGACUUCUCCGUGUUUUUCCAGAAGAUCCGAGAGACCGGUGAGAGACCCAGCAAUGAGGAGAUCCUGCGUUUCUCCAAGUUGUUUGAGGACGAGCUGACCCUGGACAACCUGACGCGGCCGCAGCUGGUGGCCCUGUGCAAGCUGCUGGAGCUGCAGUCCAUCGGCACCAACAACUUCCUGCGCUUCCAGCUCACCAUGAGGCUGCGCUCCAUCAAGGCCGAUGACAAGCUGAUCGCAGAGGAAGGUGUGGACAGCCUGAACGUCAAGGAGCUGCAGUCGGCGUGUCGGGCCCGAGGCAUGCGGGCCCUCGGGGUCACGGAGGACCGUCUGCGGGAGCAGCUGAAGCAGUGGCUGGAGCUGCACCUGCAUCAGGAGAUCCCCACGUCCCUGCUCAUCCUGUCCCGGGCCAUGUACCUCCCAGACACCCUGUCGCCCGCUGACCAGCUCAAGUCCACGCUGCAGACGCUCCCGGAGAUUGUGGCAAAGGAAGCGCAAGUGAAGGCGGCCGAGGUGGAGGGCGAGCAGGUGGACAACAAGGCGAAGCUGGAGGCCACGCUGCAGGAGGAGGCAGCCAUCCGGCAGGAGCAUCAGGAGGAGGAGCUGCGCCGGCUCUCAGAGGCGGUGAAGGAAGCGGAGCCAGAGGUGACGACAGAGGCCGCCCCUGGGAGGCCUGUGGCCGAGCUGCAGCCAGAAGUGCCUGAGGCGACCCUGCCGGCCGAGGUCCUGAAGGACCCCGCCCCCGUCCUGGAAGGCUCGAAGGAAGAGGAAAUAACGAAAGAGGAGAUCGACAUAAUCAGCAACGCCUGCUCGAAGCUGAAAGAGCAGAAGUCGUCCCUGACCAAGGAGAAGGAGGAGCUGGAGCUGCUGAAGGAGGACGUGCAGGACUACAGCGAGGACUUGCAAGAGAUCAAGAAGGAACUUUCAAAGACGGGCAAAGAGGUCUUUGUGGAAGAGUCUAAAGCCAGCAAGAGGCUGACGAAGAGGGUCCAGCAGAUGAUCGGGCAGAUAGACGCCCUGCUGGCGCAGCUGGAGACGGGCCAGCAGGCCACCGAGGGCCCGCCUGCAGGGGAGACCGUCAUCAGUGUCACCGAGCUCAUCAGUGCCAUGAAGCAAAUCAAGCACAUUCCGGAAAACAAGCUCAUCAGCUUGGUCUCGGCACUGGAUGAAAAUAAGGACGGCAAGGUCAACAUCGAUGACCUUGUCAAGGUGAUCGAGCUGGUGGACAAAGAAGACAUUCACAUCUCCACCAGCCAGGUGGCCGAGAUUGUAGCCAUGUUGGAAAAGGAGGGGAAGGUGGAGGAGAAGGAGAAGGCCAAGGAGAAGGCUGAGAAGGAGGCCGCCGAAGUGAAGAAUUAGGGGCCGCCUGCUCACGGGCACCUCGGGGCCUGGGCCGGGUCUGCCUCCAUGCCCGUGCCGGCUGCUGCGGUCCUGCUCCGCCAGCGACGGCUUUGAGGUGAUCGUUAGUGACAAAUCUAAUAUUUUGUCUGGAAUAAAUCAGAAACUUCCAUAAUCAAGUGAUUUUUAAUUUUCAUCAUUCCAUGAAGAUCCAUUCAGUCUGGAGGCCCCGAACCCCUCCGGGGACCCGUGUCUGGAUCCCGCAGUGGCGGCCUCCUGGCUCCGAGGUGGGCCCGGCCGGACGGGGGCAGGGCGGUGCCUCGCCGAGCGAGCUGGACCCCGUGGCGCCUGCCCCAGGAGGAGAAGGGCCCGGCCGUGCGCACAGGGACGAGAUGCCCGCGGCCCUCUCGGCCCGGGGAAGACGUCGUGCCGGUGGUCAGGCUGCGGACUCCGGUUCCCGACUGGGCGUUCAGAGCACCGAUCGGCGCACACUUCCAGCAUCGUCUCUGUAAUGACGGGGACCCCGCGGCCUCCGAGAAGCAGCUCUGCGGCAGGAGCGUCGUGCCUUGUGCGCGCCCCCUGUCGGUGCGCGUCCACCCCUGCCUGACGGAGCCUUUGACCCUCUGCCCGCGUGUGGAUCGUGUGGGGACAGGCGCUAACGAAGCUGUGACAAUGCAGCGUGUCCAUUCAGCGAGUGAUCACACUGUCGCGGCUUUUACAGUAUCCCGACUUGGGUCGUUAGCGCCUCGUCGCCCGUCGGGGAUCAGAGCAGGUCCCACUGUGUGUCCGGCUGGGCUCUGUGCGCCCUUCCCCCUGCUGCUGCCCUCACUCCCCCCCCCCCCCCCGCCCGACACGCAGGCCACCGGCUGUGCUCCGGGUCCUGAGGUGGCGCGUCCUGGGGACCCCGGUGUGGGUCUGCGUCGCCUGGCCUGGUGUGCCCCUGGGGGGAGUGGGCGGCCUCCGUGGGCUCGGCACCAGCCCUGGCAUCUGGCCGAGUCGGCACCCGGCAGCUCGGGCGGGUGGGGCUCGGUGGGCUGAGUGAGGCCGGGUGGCCCGUGGUCCCGGCCCUGUGGUGCUGCUCCUUCAGAGGCUGGGUCCGUCCAGGAAGCACGUUCUUCGGGAGGCGCAGGCGCAGGAGGUGGGCGCACGGGCCGCAGCGGCCGGGCCCCGCACCGCGGCCUCUCCGUGACCUGAAGCUUUUCGUCCAGCCGUCACAAGAGGAAACUUGACAAAAUAGGAACACAAUUACGGAUCGUCAAAUGUAAACCUUUGUAAAGCAGCAGUUGGGUUCUAAAGGGUUUUUAUGUCAGUCAUUUGAGAAAGAAAUACAUAAAUUCUAGAUGCUUAGUAUUUAUGAUCGAACCACCGUACACUCCCCGCAGUAGCGGGUUUUCAGCCGUAGGGAAGGUGCAUGUGUGGGGCCUGGGGUUGCCCGCGUGCCCCGUGGGUGGCGGCGGUCUUUCCCGUGGGCACUGUUUUGGGGCCCGGCCAGCCACGGCCACCUCUUGUCCUCAGCCUCGGCGCCCCAGGCGUCCCCGUGGGUGCUGUCCCCCUGGCCUGCGUCAUCUGCACUGUCACCCCUGGGUGCUGCGGGGCCUCUCGAAUCCACACGGGCCUGACCCGCCGCGGGCACCAUCAGUGUUGGCGAAGUCAGCCGUGGGCUCCCCUGUGCCCCGUGGGCUUUUUCCUGCCCUGAAUGUCACUGGCUGCCGGGUGUGGGCAGCCUGAGUGCCAGGGCCAGCCUCCCUGCCCCGGAGGGGGCUCCUGCGUCUUCGGAGGGGCGGGGGCUGCGGCUACUUGAAAAUGAAAUGGGAAUUCCUAGCACGUGCCCCCUCUUUCCCUGCGCCUGAAUACCCACUCUUCUGGUUGGGGCUCCGGAAAUUGCCCGGGGCUCCUAGAGCCCUUGUGGAAUGUCAGAAUCAGACGUUGUAAGUGGAGGGCACUUUGUAAGUUUUGAAGAAGCGGCAGGCGGUGGCUCUCACAGCUCGGCCCUGGGGUCCUCAGGGCCGCAGCCAGCUUUGAGCUCUGUCUCCGUGUGUCCUGGGGUCCCAGGGCCCGCGCCACUGACAACCUUCCUCCUGGGCUGUGUAUAAACAUCCUUUGUAGAAAUACGGUUUUUGUUAAAUGUGAAAUUACUGCUCCCGUAACAGCUCAAAAGUAAGGUCUUUGAAUCAUGGGACACCUCAGGAGUCAAGGUGGCAAAUGUCAGGGUUGUUGCAGCAUCUGCCUUUGUGACAGCGUUGUGCCCUGCGGUCUGGCCCUGCCUUUGCAGUGGAAGGGGGUGGCAGGUGGCCGUGCGUGUGGAUGUGCUGCGUGAGGCCAGAUUCCAGAUGGAGCUCCGGCCCUGGCCUGGGGUGUCCGCUCGUCUUGGGACAGCGUGCCUCCGUGUCCCGCCAGCCUGUGCACCCAGGCUGAUCCCUGUGGUGGGGACUAGACACUGAAUUUGAUGUAAGCAGAAGGUUUAAUAAAGCGCUGUCUCCAUGA
This is a messenger RNA of Suricata suricatta (meerkat), 4779 nucleotides long. RefSeq names its product leucine zipper and EF-hand containing transmembrane protein 1 (gene LETM1). The transcript has 14 exons. Gene Ontology annotation, cellular component: mitochondrial inner membrane. Gene Ontology annotation, biological process: intracellular monoatomic cation homeostasis. NCBI's taxonomy places the organism in Eukaryota, Metazoa, Chordata, Mammalia, Carnivora, Herpestidae. The record is from RefSeq and is a predicted model, not a curated record. The coding region runs from base 1 to 2316 and encodes 771 amino acids. Gene Ontology annotation, molecular function: ribosome binding; calcium ion binding.